Molecule: messenger RNA, 2499 nt
Organism: Stegastes partitus (bicolor damselfish)
Lineage: Eukaryota; Metazoa; Chordata; Actinopteri; Pomacentridae
Gene: tubg1
Product: tubulin, gamma 1
Exons: 11
Coding region: 112-1467 (451 amino acids)
Biological process (GO): cytoplasmic microtubule organization; microtubule nucleation
Cellular component (GO): microtubule; gamma-tubulin complex
Molecular function (GO): GTP binding
Source: RefSeq, a predicted model, not a curated record
GGGAAGGAGCGGGCUGCUGGAAGGGAAGCGGUGCGAGCUGUUUGUCUUGUAUUAUUUAGCUAGCAGGCAGGCUAGCGGGCUCGCCAAAUAAAGAGCAACUGAGGACUGAACAUGCCGCGGGAAAUCAUAACGCUUCAGCUUGGACAAUGUGGAAAUCAAAUCGGGUUUGAAUUUUGGAAGCAGCUGUGUGCAGAGCAUGGCAUCAGUCCAGAGGGGAUUGUGGAGGAGUUUGCAACAGAAGGCACCGACAGAAAAGACGUCUUCUUCUAUCAGGCUGAUGACGAACACUACAUCCCUCGAGCAGUUCUCCUGGAUCUGGAGCCUCGUGUGAUCCACUCCAUCCUCAACUCCCCAUACGCAAACCUGUACAAUCCAGAGAACAUCUACCUGUCUGAGCACGGUGGAGGCGCUGGGAACAACUGGGCCAGUGGAUAUUCACAGGGUAAAAAAAUUCAAGAAGACAUCUUUGACAUCAUUGACCGAGAGGCAGAUGGCAGCGACAGUCUGGAGGGGUUUGUCCUGUGUCAUUCGAUCGCUGGGGGGACGGGCUCGGGGCUGGGAUCGUACCUACUGGAGAAGCUAAAUGACAGGUACCCAAAGAAGCUGGUGCAGACUUACUCUGUUUUCCCAAACCAGGACGAGAUGAGUGACGUGGUUGUCCAACCGUACAACUCGCUGCUCACUCUGAAGAGGCUCACCCAGAAUGCCGACUGCGUGGUGGUGUUGGAUAACACGGCUCUAAAUCGCAUUGCCACAGACAGGCUGCAUAUCCAGAACCCCUCGUUCUCCCAGAUCAAUCAGCUGGUUUCCACCAUCAUGUCUGCAAGCACGACCACCUUGCGCUACCCAGGCUAUAUGAACAACGACCUUAUUGGGCUGAUAGCGUCGCUCAUCCCCACACCCCGUCUCCACUUCCUUAUGACUGGAUACACACCACUCACCACUGACCAGUCGGUCGCUAGUGUGAGGAAAACCACAGUGCUGGAUGUGAUGAGGAGGCUUUUGCAACCCAAGAACGUGAUGGUGUCCACAGGCAGAGAGAGGCAGCCCAGCCACUGCUACAUUGCCAUCCUCAACAUCAUCCAGGGAGAGGUUGACCCCACACAGGUGCAUAAAAGCCUCCAAAGGAUCCGUGAACGCAAGCUUGCCAGCUUCAUUCCCUGGGGUCCUGCCAGCAUCCAGGUAGCUUUGUCCAGGAAGUCCCCGUACCUGCCUUCAGCUCACAGAGUCAGCGGCCUGAUGAUGGCCAACCACACAAGUAUCUCUAAUCUAUUUGAGCGGACGUGCAGGCAGUAUGACAAACUGCGUAAGCGUGAGGCCUUCCUGGAGCAGUUCCGCAAAGAGGACAUAUUCAAGGACAACUUUGAUGAGCUGGACAACUCUCGCGAAGUUGUCCAGCAGCUGGUGGAUGAGUACAGCGCAGCCACACGGCCAGAUUACAUUUCCUGGGGCACACAAGACCAGUGAACAGACUUUUCAUUUUGUAGCUCAGCUACAACCUAUUCAGCAUACAUGACUAGCUAGUUUAUUCUCAGUGCCCCUUCUUCACUCUCCAAAAUGUUUUUCAUACAUAAAGGCUUCCCACAAUACACCUGUAUUCGGCUAUAGCUGCUUUUCUGAAAAAAAUAUUUAUUGGCUUGUUAUAGCAUGUAAUUAUAUAGUGUUUGUGUCUCAAAAUUCAAGAGACUGAGAGAUAAAUGUUAACACCAAGUUUCAUGAUAUAAACUAUAUAUUUUGCCAAUUAUUUUGUAUUGUAUCACAUCUUGGAGAUUCUUACAGUUUACAUCAAACAAACCCAAUCGUUAAGUGAAGUAAAAUUAACGGUAGUUAUUUCUUGAAAUCAUCAAUAUCAUUUGUGUGCAAAACAAUUUAUAAAUGUUCAUUAAUACAUGUUUCCUUUUCCUAUACUUUAUCCCUUGUAGCCUUUUUCCCCCCACUGUUUUCAGCAAUGUAAAACAACCUGUUGCCUUGUUUUGGUCUAUUUUUAUACAGAGUACAGUACUUUAGAUUUUGUGCGGUUAAUUUACAGUGAAACAUCCACAGCCUAAAGAACGACUGCCUUGAUUAAUGGGGGUAGGACUGACAGAAUGCGUAGCAAUAAGUUGGUGUAGGUUUUGUUAUCCCAGACAUUUCUGACAUGGUGCGUUGUACCAUCUGUCUGCUGCUGAUGCACAGUGCUCAUUUGUUAUCACUGUACAUGACCAACAAGAAUGUCAAGUCAAAGUUGGACUCGAGCCAUAAAUGGUGUUAAAAUACCUGCCAUAUAAACUGGAUUGACAUUUUAACAGCAUUUGUUCUCUGCUUUAAAGAAAGUAACAGUUUGCACAGAUGAACACGGUGUACAAGGAUAGAUCUCAAUUUAACACUUUCGAUGCCUGUAAGUAUACUUUAAAAAAAACUAGCUGGUUCACUUGCGUCCUCUGUAUCGUGAAUAUACUAUUCCAUGUCGCUUUGCUUGUUGGACCUGUUUUAAAAUGAUGAAUAAACACAUUUUCUAUA